Molecule: messenger RNA, 285 nt
Organism: Symbiodinium necroappetens
Lineage: Eukaryota; Dinophyceae; Suessiales; Symbiodiniaceae
Source: the annotation of a GenBank genome assembly
GAGAGUGGUACCGUGAACAGCUGGAAUGUGGAGCGGCAGUUUGGCUUCAUUUCUUGCGAUGGCAACCGCUCAGACGUGUUCUUGCACGCCGAAGGCUUCAGAGAUGUGGAUGUCCGCGACCGUGUCAAGAAGAACGGCCUCAAGCGCGGAGAUCACGUCCGAUUCGAUCUGAAGGAGCCGGAUGGAUCCCGACGCAAGCUGGAGGCAAAGAACGUGGAGCUGGUCGAGAGUCGAGGCGAGCGGCGACGCUCCCGAAGCCGAAGCAGAAGCCGAAGGCGCAGAUGA